AUGGAUAAUUCCCAUCGCCCUCCAUCUUCACUUAUUAUUGAAGAGAGUUUGGAACCUGAAACUCUUAGUGCCACUACAAGCAAUCAAUCUACUCAUGACACUGACCUUGGAAUUGGAAGUCAGGCUGAAACAUCAAUUACUGAUGUGGUCUCGAACGCGGAGAUCGGAUGGAUGGAAGAGACUUCAAAAGCUGUGACCAAGUUUACUACAUCCGAGUCUCCAGUCUCACCUACAGCGGAGAUACUGAAGUCUGCAAUACUGGAAAAUAUAACUGAAGUUCCCGCAACAGAUGAUCCAGAAGCAUCGUAUUUUGGUUUCUACGCUUGGAUGACCGAAAUUUUCUUCUGUGUCUUGAGCUUAUCAUCUCUUAUUGUGAUCACUACCGUCCUCAGAGCCUACGAUGGCAAGGCACUUCCAAAUUUGCCAAUGUCCAUUACCCUAAAUACCUUCCUUGCCUUCUUCACAACUCUGACCAAAGCGACAUUCAUGCUCUCAGUCGCGGAAGCCAUUAGCCAAUGGAAAUGGAACAUGCUGAAGAACAAAGAAAGACCUUUGACAGAUUUUCUCGCCGUUGAUUCUGCGAGUCGUGGCAUGUGGGGCUCUUUUUGGAUUAUGGGCAGGUUCCGCAUGAACCAUGUAGCCAUACUUGGAGCUGUAAUAUCUCUUCUCGGAAUGGCCACAUCACCUGUAACGCAACAAAUGAUUGCAUAUCCUCUUCGUCUAGCCCAAGUUGAGGGCAUAGCCACUGUGCCAACGUCUAGUCAUUUCGAGGACAACAAUGGCUUCAAUGUCUGGCAUGCAAUUUUUGCAGGCGUUAUCAGCACCUUCGAUGACCCAAUCUUGCCUGUCAGCCCUGUUUGUUCUACUCCCGACUGCACUUUCCCCCAGUACAAAUCGAUUGGAAUGUGCGCUAAGGCAGUAAACAUUACCUCGCUUUUGAAUGUGGAGGUAAUUCCAAAUUCCAAUGCGGAUGAUUGGCCCUAUCCGGCUUGGACAGGAAUGAUUGCUCAAAAUGGAUCCACUGCGAUGAAUGCUAGUCUACCCAACGGUAUUUCAUGGGUUACCCCGGCUUCGGUAUCUUACAUGGCUAUGCCGUCUAACAAGACAAUGGCAUUCGCUAAUGACACCAAUAUGGCUUUCACUGCGUUCGAAUACAUGGUACUCAUAUGGAGCAAUGCUGGAAACAUCACAAACUUCGAGUCUAACCUGACAAGUCAGACACCUUGGAAAUUUGAAGCUGUUGAAGUAGCAAUCUACCUUUGUUUGAAUACGUACGAGACCGAAAUGUCUCAGUCACAACCAUCUACCAACAUCGUCAAGUCGAGUUAUGUUCCAGCCAACGUUCCGAAUAAUGUAGGAAACUUCCUAGCCGGCUGCUGGUUCGAGAAAUUUCCAGGCACACCUUUUGGGACGCAGAAAUUUUGUGACACCGGACUAUAUGUUGAUGGAAAUAUGACUCUUGUUGAUCCAGAUGAUCCAUCGACAACCUACUCGGCGGAUGCCAAGGCACUCCAUAGCAUAGAUAUUAACUUGCAGGAGGCAGAUCUUGCAACGUUCGUAUCCAAUGGAAACAUGGACCCGGGAAUAUAUGCUACCGAUACCCAAAGCCUUGCUCUUGCAAAUGUCAUAUAUAACGACUACGAGAAUGAUCUCCUCCUCGACCCUGCGGAGCAAUUUGAGCGAGUGGGCACUUUUUAUAAUAGCACUGCAAAUAGUCUGACCAAUCUUAUGCGUACUUCAUCCAGUACAACAGUCAACGGCACUGCUUGGAAAGACGAAACUUUCGUUGAGAUCAAAUGGGGCUGGCUCGUCUUUCUUGCUUCCCAACUCGUUCUCUCAAUCAUUUUUCUUCUCAUUACCGUAAUCUCCACAUAUAGGAUGAGAAUACCAGCAAUGAAAAGCUCGGCUUUGGCUAUGCUCUUAGCUCCAGCUGAAGAAAUUCGGGAUAAGAUUGGGGACAUUGGGCACUUUGAGGAGGCAACGAAAAGGAGUGGCGGCAUGAAAGUACGAUUGAUCAAUAAUGGAUUGGUAGUCAGUCCCGGACGGUUUCAAGCAGAUGAUAAUGCUUAGCUGUAAUGUGGAUAUGAAUAGCCAUUCAUGUAAGACGAAUCAAUAAGGG
Messenger RNA from Mollisia scopiformis, 2119 nucleotides. RefSeq lists its product as uncharacterized. NCBI's taxonomy places the organism in Eukaryota, Fungi, Ascomycota, Leotiomycetes, Helotiales, Mollisiaceae. Bases 1 to 2070 code for a protein of 689 amino acids. The record is from RefSeq and is a predicted model, not a curated record. The transcript has 5 exons.